Messenger RNA from Anguilla rostrata (American eel), 4814 nucleotides. RefSeq names its product urotensin-2 receptor (gene uts2r1). NCBI's taxonomy places the organism in Eukaryota, Metazoa, Chordata, Actinopteri, Anguilliformes, Anguillidae. Gene Ontology annotation, molecular function: urotensin II receptor activity. Gene Ontology annotation, biological process: neuropeptide signaling pathway; blood vessel diameter maintenance; regulation of blood pressure. Gene Ontology annotation, cellular component: plasma membrane. The record is from RefSeq and is a predicted model, not a curated record. The coding region runs from base 584 to 1672 and encodes 362 amino acids. The transcript has 3 exons.
UCUCUCUCUCUCUGCGUGUGUGAGCGCCUCUCUCUCUCCCGCGCACACGCUCAGUCUGUCUGUGAGCGAAAUACUGAAAUGCACAGCCUCAACAGUAUCUUACAGCAUUCUUUGUUUUAGACAACUCGUGCUCUUCUGUGGUUUUUUUUUUAAUUUAUUUAUUUUACAGCGGCUGUUUUAAAAAUCGUGAUUGUGAUAAUUUGUUUCUUUUCUUAACCAGAUAUAAAAAGCCGUAUUUUGCAGGUGUUCAGAUAAGUGAGCGGAGUCAAAGUUUGCAAUGCCACUGAAGCUCUUUUAUUUAUUUAAUAUUUUGAGUUUUUCUGGAAAAAUGUACUAAUCUAAUUUUGCAAAAUUAUGUUUUAGUGGUGUUUUUUUUUGUCUUUUGUUUUUUGUUUUGUUUUGUUUAUUUCAGAUUUUUAUUCAAAUGCCUUCACUGGAUCAUUUGGAGUUAACAUUUCUGGUAUUUACAUAUUCCCUGCGUGUGGUUUACAAUGAGUUGGGAUGGAAUAUACAUUAAUUGAAGAUAAAUGCUGAUCCUUUCUGUUGGAGAAACUGUUCUGCCUGCAGUGUUCACUCAAGAGAGAUGACUACCAUAUCUAUGGAGCCCUUGGUGGUGAUGGUCGAGAAGAUCCCCAAUGCCACCGAUGCGCCACUGGAUCCCUCAGCCGAGGACAUGACCGCCACCCUCACUAUCGGGGCAAUCCUGUCCGUCAUGUGCCUGGUGGGCGUGUCCGGGAACAUCUACACACUGGUAGUCAUGUGCCACUCCAUGCGAUCAGCAGCUUCCAUGUACAUUUAUAUAAUAAACCUGGCACUGGCAGACCUACUGUACCUACUCACCAUUCCCUUUGUGGUCUGCACCCACUUCCUCAAGGCUUGGUACUUUGGCGAUGCUGGCUGCCACAUUCUGAUCAGCAUGGACUUCCUGACCAUGCAUGCCAGCAUCUUCACUCUGACCAUCAUGAGCACGGAGCGAUAUUUUGCAGUCCUCAAGCCCCUGGAUACUGUCAAGCGCUCCAAGAGCUAUCGCAAAGCAAUUGCGAUUCUGGUGUGGGUGGCCUCCCUGGUGCUCACCCUGCCCAUGAUCGUCACCAUUCAGCUCAUGGCAGUGGGCAAAAAGAGCAUAUGCCAGCCUACACUCAGUGUGCUGUCCUACAAGAUCUACAUUUCUAUUCUCUUCUGCACAAGCGUUGUGGCCCCCGGUGUGGUCAUCUGCUACCUUUACAUCCGUCUGGCCCGGACUUACUGGGUCUCCCAGACAGAGACCUUCAAAUUGACCAAAAAGUUACCCAACCAGAAGGUCCUGUACCUGAUCUUCACCAUCGUCCUGCUCUACUGGGCCUGUUUCCUGCCGUUUUGGAUCUGGCAACUCCUGAACCUGUACCAACCGUCCCUGCCUAUCUCCCCCAAGGCUGUGCGGAACAUCAACUACCUGACCACCUGUCUGACGUACAGCAACAGCUGCAUAAACCCCUUUCUCUACACCCUGCUCACCAAGAACUACAAGGAGUACCUGCGCAAGAGACAGAGGUCCUGGACUGCAGGCAGUUAUUUUAACCGGAGGAAUCGGUUCCAGAGGUCCCCGCGCCGCUCCCUGUCCUCCAGCAGCCAGCAGUGCACAGAGAGCUUUGUGCUCUCACACACACCUCGCACCAACAACAGCAGUCUGUGAGGCCUGGACGAGUGCAGGGUAGGAUGACUGUGGGGAGGGCGGAACAACAAGACACGUCUGACAGCGAGGAGAGGAAGAGGCAGCACGGGCAGUGAGAGGGGGGAUUUCUACAUCGCCAAAUGCUCACUCAGCCAUCCGAUAAGAUUUGUAUCUAUGACCAAAACAGGCAUCAUUGGACCUCAAGGACUCCAUCUAGGCGGUCGGACAUGGAUCAAAUCCUGGCAUCCACCAAAAAAUCAGCCAAAGAGUGAAAGGCUGCACUGUUCUGUUUUCCAGGGGUUCUGUAGGCCUCAUGGCCCUGUUUUCCUGUCUGGCCACAUUCAUUUCUCCCUGGCUUCUUCUGGCAAUCAGUAAAGAAUGGUCAUGGAAAUGUCAGCCUUAAUCCAUCCCCUACCUCUUUAGGUAACAUUCCUUCUCAUUUCUAGAUGGCAUGCCUUUCACUUUAACAAUAGCUCUUCAGCGGUUUCUAUGGUAGCACAGAUAUUUAUUUCCCUUUUCAGCUCCUUGAGGUUUUAAAAAAGUUUUUAGUCACACUGGAAUAUAAAUGGAACGCAAUGGUUGAAUAGCCAUAUGAUCAAUUAAAAUUGUACAUUUAAAUACAUUUUAAUUAGAGAAGUUCAGACUAGGUUUAAUUUGUACAUGAAAAUUUGGUUACGUGUAAUUUAUUGUAGGGCAUUAUGCUAAAUGAAAAUGUAAUUAAUAUUUGUAGUUCAUAAGUCAUCAAUCAAGGAAAUGUAGUGUAAGCUCUGGACAAUCAUAGGAAAAGGAUAUGUUAACUAUCACAGCACAAUACAAUCCCUUACUAGAACUACUACUACUAAUAUGUCACCAUUUUACUCAGGCAAGAAACAAACUUCAAAGCUGAAUAAGAUUUGUUGUUAUUCACGAAACCGCUUCAAAUGAGUAGGCAAGCAGGGUGUUAACUAAUAAUAAUCACUAAAACAGCCCAUGUCACCAUUUAAUAUUUCUGCACUACCAUUAACUCGCCAAUUUUCCUGCCUGUGAUAAAUAAAGUGACUGUUUUCUUCAGAGGAAGGAGUAUUUUCAUAUAACGCAAUGGAAAGGGAUCCACUUGGGCUUUCAGUAAUGUUGUUUUACAUAAGAAAUCCACAGAGGAAUUCCCUGUCGCAAUUCCAUACCUAAAAUAUCCAUGGAAACUGGCGCAAAAUGUGACUUGUCCUUUGAACUCCUUAUGAUCACAAUGAAUUAAAUACUGUUCUGGUGGUGCUUCAUAACAUUACAUUUCUCAGCUUCCCUUUAACAUACUUUGCAUUUAACAUGUAAAUAAAACCGCAGAUUUGUAUAGCCAGCAGGUUGAGUGGCAAUUCAGGUAAGGGAACCUGCCAAAGACAGUUUAAAAAAAAAAAAAUAUUGUCAUUGGUGUUGCUGUUAUUGUUGCUGCUACUGUUACUGCUAUUGCUCUACACAAAUGUCCUGUCAAUUAGCAUGUCUGGCUUGAUUUAUCACAUCUCUUCUGAACACAAGUAGUUUCAGCCUAUGAAAGCAGAAAAAGACAAUGGUGGCGGAACACAGGAUCAUUCCAUAGUGGAGUAAUGGGGCCACUUUUACGCUUGGUACAGACUGCUCCUCGCAGGGCUUUUCAUGCUGACCCGGGAGCCACAGUGGAUGGAUGUUGCCUGUAAAUCAUCCUGAAGGGCGCACUUCAAAACCACAGAUUCCUCACAUUCAGACUCCAAAUUUAUUUUCCACAGGGAGCUGUGUACUUGGACACAAGCAGGGCUGGCGUCUGCACUGCAGUCUGGUUUUACAGUCCUGGAUGAAUAAAACAGCCUUUCUUCUCUGUAGUAUGACAUUAAUUUAUUUCUUAUGAGAACACAUGCAUCUUUUUCAGAGGAAUAAUCCCUUCAGUUAGUAUAAGAACUGGGAAGAGAUGUGAAUCAGCAAACUCUCUUGGGAAAUGCUUUUUCACUGCUUUCUUUGUGCUGUGCCCACAACUAAUUCAUAUACGUUCUGUCAAUGCUGUCGGUUGUAUCUAUGCCUUGCUGUAAAUCCCAAAGGUGUUGUGAUGUUUAUUUCAUUUUGCAAACUAUUGGUGUAAAUACUCAGUUUCCAUUAUAUUAUUUAAGGACAUCUUGAAGCCAAACUGUUCUUACACUUGCAUUAAAUAUUCUGAUUGGCAAAACUGAGAGGAUUUCCUUGUGUGCCAGGUAAUGGAAACUGCUACAGCAAAACCUCUUACCCUGUAAUCUUAACUUCAUACAGGUAAAAACUGAAGCCAUUUUAAUUUAUAGAUAUAACAUAUUGGGUGUUAUCACACUGUCUCCAUUUUCAUAAGGGAAAGAGUCAAAAACAGAUCUGUGUAGAUGGAUAAUACCUGACUUGGAUGGCAGGUAUCCACAAAAUUAAGCUUAAGUAGGGAACAACCCAUACCUAUACAACACAGAGAAUUAGGCACUUUUCAAGGUUUCUGAUGGAAAUAACUACAGUGACCACAGACUGAACUCCUUACAAACCUUAACGUCUGUACCAUCUAACCUCAUACAGUAUUAACACAAUUCUGAUUUUUCUCUCAUACAGAUGGCAUGUGAAUGUCCAUGUGUGUUUCUGUGUGAGUGAUUCUGUAUGUAUGCGUUCCCAGGUUAAUGUUGAAUUUGACAGUCCUUCAUAAACUAAUGACUACUCCAGAUCACUCGAAGAGUUAUAAUCUGGAGUAACAAGCCACGUAGCCAUCUUGGGAAAUGUGAGCAGUUUUUAAAGAGGAUGUCACAAUGGAGUUAUAAAGCAUUUUGGAAAUGUGCCCAAGUCAACUAAACAACUGUAGUACUCUAUACCCUUCUUUAAGCAUCCUCUUGUGAGCACAGACCCACCAAUAGUUCAAAAAGCGACUGCUAUUGGUAUAGAAAUUAUCCUCAAUGCUUGUGAUCCAGAUAUUUUCUGCCAUGGGCUCUAAAAUGAAUCAUGUACUGGGUACAUGCUGUCGGUACAUUUUAUCUGACAUGAGUGUACAUGCACCUUGUAGAAAGAAAAGACCUGUCUAACCAAAUCUAAUUGAUCACAGUUUUGAUGUAAAAUAUUUCUCGAAGAAAGUAUUCAUGUAUCAAACAAAACAUCAAAUGUUUGUCUUUUCCAGUAAAUGUAAAUCUCUUCAAAAGCUGAAAUAAAAAUGGAAAUGGCAUGACAU